AUUAUAACCUUAUUUUAUUUAUUUAAAAUCUUCGAUAAAUAAAAUAAAAGCAUCAAUAGUCUAAACAAAAAUCUAUGAUUUGUUUAAGUAUUCUGUUAUUCAUUAUUCGUCUUUAUUUAUUUCUCUUUCUAGGUCGAAUCUUCAAUACUUUGAAAUAAUAUGUUUGAUUAGAGAAAAUUUUCUUGUUUCAUCAUGUUUUUAAUAAAACCAACAAAAUCUCAUAUACACCAUCUGGAUAUCAAAAGAAUGUGUCUUCAAUAUCUUAUCUAAUCAAAUUUUAGAUCAUUUUCCGAUCGAUUAUCGACAUUGAUAUUUUCGAGAAUCUCUUAAAAAAGACCUGAAGAAAUCAAUUUUUUAUUUUUUAACAAAAUCAAAAACUCUCGAAUUGAAUCAAAAUGAAAUUGUUAGUUAAAGAGUAACUCAAUUACUCGAACGAUUUUACGAUUAUAAUAAAGGACGUGUAGUACGUAAUUUGUUUCUCUGUUUUCAUCAUAGUAACUCACAAUAUGAAAAUUGAAAUUAAGAUACAUUCGUAUUGUUUUUAAACUAAAUAGAUCAAAUUCAAUACUAUCUUUAAUAGUUUUUUUAUGAGCUUUAUUCUUAAAAGAAAAAGAUUUAUCGUAUAUUCACAUAGGGUUUCACAGAAUACUACACCCUGUGUAUAAGUAUAUGACUAAAUCAUUCUUUUCCUUAGAUCAGAAGAUACAUGAGUUAUUAUAUAUAUACAUGCUUUUGAAUAUUAAUAUUUUAAUAGUUAGUUGAUGAUCAUAAUUACGAGCACAAAUUGGUCUUAUUAAUCAAGAACCAGCUCUUAUGAUGGGUCUUACUAUUGUCGAAAAUAUAUCAUAUGGUUGUUGAUCACAUACAUUUACUUAUGAAGAUAUCAUUAAUGCAGCUAGGCGAACUCAUUGUCAUAACUUUAUAGAAGCAUUACCACAGAUAUGUUUCACUCUUUUUAUAUACUCUAAUACAAUAAAAAGCUGCAAUUUUUAUUUAUAUGACAUGUUCAACUUUGAAAAGAGGCUGUUUUAUAUUAAAAAAAAAUGAUUCUUUUAUUAAAUUUUAGGGCUAUGAUACAGCUGCAGGAUUGCAUGGAACUUCAUUUUUAUCUGGAGGCCAAAAACAGCGUAUUGCUAUUGCACGAGCUCUUUUUCGUAAUCCAAAAAUUCUAUUACUUGAUGAAGCAACGAGUGCGUUGGAUGUACAUAAUGAAAAGCUUGUUGAAGAAUCGUUGAAUGCUGCACGGCAAGAUAAUCCAUCACGAACUGUUAUUAUUGUUGCACAUCGUCUUUCUGCUAUUCAAUCAUGUGAUCUUAUUUGUGUUCUUGGUCCUAAUGGACGAUUACUGGAAAGCGGUACACAUGCGGAAUUAAUGGCACAUGGCACUGCUUAUCGUAGAUUUGUACUGGAUCAUAUGUGA
Molecule: messenger RNA, 1420 nt
Organism: Adineta steineri
Lineage: Eukaryota; Metazoa; Rotifera; Eurotatoria; Adinetida; Adinetidae
Source: the annotation of a GenBank genome assembly